CGCGAUUUUGAGCUUUGUGGGGCUCACUUCCCGGCUCUGUGGCUGAGAUUUCCCCGCUUGGAUGCCUCCAGCCCUCCGGGAAAAUGUGUCCCGCUCCUUAACUCCUGGUUGCCGGGGGUUCGGCGAAGAAGUGCGCCAUAGGGGAAUUCAAGAGCUCGAGGCAGAAAGCUUCAAUCGACACCGUAAGAAAGCACCCGCAAAGCCAAAUCGAGCAAUAUGUCCGACGACGGGAGUGAAGCAGAAGGUGAAGCCGCCCCCACCAUCGGCACCUACACCGGCACCCGCGACGCCACGGGCCAGCGCUCCGGCAGCGACUGCUCCAAUAUCUUCCCCAACGGCGACGUCUACAAAGGCGGCUACGUGUCUGGCGUGCGUGGAGAGACGGGGACGUACACUUGGAAGAAGCCGUUGGCGGUGUACUCGGGCGGGUAUAAGGAUGGGAAGAGGGAUGGGGAGGGGAAGUUUGUGUAUCCGGAUGCCUCGGUUUAUGUUGGACACUUUGCUAAUGGCAAACGACAUGGUGAAGGUCGAUACACAUACGUCAAUGGAGACACAUACUCAGGGCAUUGGAAGGAUGAUGUGCGGCAUGGAAAGGGGGUGUACACGGUAGCUUCAUCCGGGAGCAAGCUGGAAGGCACAUGGAGCAAUGGCAUUCUCAAUGGCCAAUCCAAGAUCAUCCAUCAAGACCACGUAGUGAAGACAAACUUUGCGGAUGGGCAGCCCGGUCUGCCGGCCAGCAUCACGUUCACAUCUACCGCGUAUACGAUGCAACUUGGGGAGCGGGACAAGGUGUUUUUGGGACGGGGUACGGCUGUGGCGGCUGGAGGGGAUGGGGAGUAAUAUGAGAGAUGUUUCAGGGUGGUUGAAUGUAUGGAAAUAUAUGGAGAGACAUGCGGUCAGAUUUCAUGUCCCAACUGGGUAUAGAAAAUUUCUUGUCAAACACCAUGAGCAUGUACGGAAUAAGGCAUUCACCGGCUUUGAAGUGCGGCCGGCCGCUGCCUACCAAACUACAAAAGCGUCCGCUGAGUGAUGUGAGAUACGCCAUGAAU
Messenger RNA from Fimicolochytrium jonesii, 1049 nucleotides. RefSeq lists its product as uncharacterized. The record is from RefSeq and is a predicted model, not a curated record. Lineage: Eukaryota; Fungi; Chytridiomycota; Chytridiomycetes; Spizellomycetales; Powellomycetaceae. The transcript has 5 exons. The coding region runs from base 217 to 840 and encodes 207 amino acids.